Microplitis mediator is the source of this 3944-nucleotide messenger RNA. RefSeq names its product probable ATP-dependent RNA helicase kurz (gene kz). Gene Ontology annotation, molecular function: RNA binding; ATP binding. The record is from RefSeq and is a predicted model, not a curated record. The coding region runs from base 299 to 3868 and encodes 1189 amino acids. The transcript is spliced from 6 exons. Gene Ontology annotation, cellular component: intracellular anatomical structure; nucleolus. Lineage: Eukaryota; Metazoa; Arthropoda; Insecta; Hymenoptera; Braconidae. Gene Ontology annotation, biological process: maturation of SSU-rRNA from tricistronic rRNA transcript (SSU-rRNA, 5.8S rRNA, LSU-rRNA).
UGAAAAAACGUGUUUACCAUUUCUGUUUGUGUUUAAUAACAAUCAAAUUUAAAAUUGUUACAGAAUCUUAUUUAAAAUUAAAUAAAAAAUAUAUAAUUAAUAAUCAUGAAAGAACUUUUCUUCGAAACAAAAAAUCUAGUGGAAUAAAAUAUUUGAAAGUUUUUAGGUUAUUUUGUUUGAUUGUGUGACUCUUUAAAUAGUUUCAGAGUAAAUUAUUUAUUUAUUUAAAUAAUUGUUUAAAUUAUAAUACUUUUAAUUGAAUUAAUAAUAAAACGGGUUAAUUAAUUUAAAAAUAAAAAUGGCUAAAAAGCGUUAUAAUGCACGUGCAAGAACGAAUCCAACUGUUGAAAUUGACAAUUCGUCAGUUAGUAAGGUGCAAAUUGAAAUUGAAAACACUAAAGAAACUUACGAUGAAUCGAAUAAAUUUUUAAUUCCAACAGAAAAACGUAAAACUAAAAAAACUGACAAGAGAAAAACAAUCACACCUUUCUUAUCUAACAAACGUAGGAAACAACUGGAAAAAGUUAUCGAACGUAAAGAAAAAAAACAGAGGAGAGCUGGAUUAUUAGAAGAUUUAGCUAGAGUUCAAGUACCAGCCGAAGAACUCCAGCAGUACAUGUCGAUAACUACAAUCCAAACUAAAGGACUGAAAAGACACUUUCAAGAAUUAAAUGCUCCCCAAUCAUUCCCAAAAAAUAAAAAGUACGACGUGGAAGAGGCUGAAUCAAUUCCAAAUGCUAUCAAAGGUAACAAGAGAAUACGAACGGCGUUACUUAGAGAUGAAUUAACACAUCAAUCAUCAUCUGAUCCAAAUAUCGUUGGUUUUGAGGAAGAUACCGAUAGUAAUGAAGAAUCGAGUGAUAAUGAAGAAGAAGAAAAAGAUAACGAAGAAGAAAAGGAGGAUGAAGAAGAAAAAGAAGAAGAUUUAAUUGUCGAAAAAGUAAUUGAUAAAAAUAUCGAUACAAUUAUUAACAAAUCUGAUAAAAAUGAAGAAAAAAAAUCUACUAAAGAUGUAACUGAAGUAGAUAAACCUCCUGCAAAAAUAAUAUAUGAAAAAAUAGACCGUAAGCCAGCAGUUUUUGUUCCUGUAAAUCGUAAACCGGAAAUUCAAGAAGCGCGAUUAAAACUUCCGGUGCUGGAAGAAGAACAAGGUAUAGUAGAAGCAAUAAAUGAAAAUAAUGUUGUGAUAAUAACUGGUGAAACAGGAAGUGGUAAGACAACCCAAGUACCUCAAUUUUUGUACGAAGCUGGGUAUGCUAGAAGUAAAAUGAUUGGUGUAACUGAACCAAGAAGAGUUGCUGCCAUGUCUAUGAGUAAACGUGUUGGUGAAGAAAUGAAUUUAAAAACUGAUGUAGUGUCGUAUUUAAUAAGGUUUGAGGGUAAUGUCACGCCUGAAACUAAAAUAAAAUUUAUGACCGAUGGUGUUUUGUUAAAAGAAGUCCAACAUGAUUUUUUGUUGACUAAAUACUCCGUUAUUAUUUUGGAUGAAGCUCAUGAACGCAGUGUUUAUACAGACAUUCUUAUUGGUUUGUUGUCGCGUAUUGUACCUCUACGUGCUAAAAAAGGUGACCCGUUAAAAUUAAUAAUUAUGUCAGCUACGUUGCGCGUUGAAGACUUUGUAAGUAAUCCAAAACUCUUUAAAAUUAAACCACCGGUUAUUGAAGUUGCUUCCCGACAAUUUCCAGUAACGAUUCACUUUAAUAGAAAAACAAGUCAAAAUUACGUCUUGGAUGCGGUUAAAAAAGCUGUUAAAAUCCAUACACGUUUACCUGAAGGUGGAAUUCUUAUUUUUUUAACUGGUCAGCAUGAAGUUAAUUCAGUUGUUCAAAAAUUACGUAAAGCGUUUCCUUAUAAAAAGAAGAGAUGGACAGCAACCAAGUCUACAAUAAAAAAUAAAGAUUCCGAAGACAAUGAUAGUAAUAAUGAUGAUGAUGAUGAUGAUGAUGAAGCAGAAGAAUUGAAUGCUAUGAAUGCAAUUCGCCGUAUAAAAAAUAAAAGGAAAUUAGAAACUAUUAACUUGCCUAAAAUAAAUCUUGAUAAUUACUCAGCAGUGCCUACAGAUGAUACGCAAGAAGAUUUUUUUGAUGAUGAUGCUGAUGAUAAUGAUGAUGUUAAUUUAGAUGAAGAUGAAGAAGAAGACGAAGAUAUUUUAGAAUUAAAAGGUUUAUCAGGCUCACAGCCCAUGUGGGUUUUGCCGCUGUAUUCAUUACUUCCAGCUCAUAAACAGUCAAAAGUAUUUGAAACUGUACCUGAAGGCUGCCGUCUUUGCGUGGUAUCAACAAAUGUCGCUGAAACGUCACUUACUAUUCCCCAUAUUAAGUACGUAAUAGACAGCGGUCGUUGUAAAACACGAUUGUAUGAUAAAAUAACUGGCGUUACGACAUUCAGAGUUUGUUAUACAAGCCAAGCUGGUGCUAAUCAACGAGCUGGAAGAGCUGGUAGAAUGGGUCCAGGUCAUUGUUACCGGCUGUACUCAUCAGCUGUUUACAAUGACGAGUUCGAAAAAUUUAGCGAACCCGAAAUACGUCGCAAACCCGUUGAUGAUCUUCUACUACAAAUGAAAGUAAUGAAUAUUGAUAAAGUCAUUAAUUUUCCAUUUCCGUCAGCUCCUGAUAUCAUUCAGUUGAAGUCUGCGGAGAAACGUCUUUGUAUUUUGGGAGCUCUGGAACCAGUAACGCAGCAGAAACAGUCGGAGAAUUUUAGCGCCAAAGUAACUCCACUUGGUCGAAGUAUAUCUGCGUUUCCAGUAGCGCCACGCUAUGGAAAAAUGCUGGCUUUAUCUCAACAGCAAAAUCUUUUGAAGUAUACAAUCUGUAUGGUAUCGGCGCUGUCAGUUCAAGAGCUGCUGAUUGAAUCACUUGGCUCGGAGGGUGAAUCUAAAACAAAGUGGUUACAAAAACGACGUUGCUGGGCUGGGAUUGGUAAUAGUUUACUUCUUGGUGAUCCAAUGGUACUUAUUCGUGCUGUUGGUGCUGCUGAGUAUGCACAGUCUCAGGGUAAAAUGUUUAAUUUUUGUGAAGAAAAUGGAUUACGUACAAAAGCAAUAACGGAAAUUCGUAAAUUACGUCAACAACUUUCAAAUGAAAUAGCAUUAAAUAUACCCGAGUUGGAUUUAACAAUCGAUCCUAAUAUGCCACCACCAACAGACUUGGAUGCCAAACUUCUUCGUCAGAUAGUUCUUUCUGGUAUGGCUGAUCAUGUUGCAAAAAGAGUAAGUCCUGAUGAAAUAAAACAAGAUGAAGAUAAAGUAAAGUGGCGACAUGCUUAUAAAACUUUAGAGAUGGAAGAUCCUGUAUUUAUGCACUCGUCUUGUGUUUUGAGAAAAAGUAAACCCGAGUGGGUGGUUUAUCAAGAAAUUUACGAAACGAAUAAGAUGUAUAUGAGAGGUGUUACUGUUAUUGAACCGGAAUGGUUAAUUAAAUUCGCUCCAACUCUGUGCCGUAUGAAUGAACCUCUUGAUGAUCCACCGCCUAGGUAUGACAUUGAGACGGGAAAAGUACUGGGACAUAUGAGUGGUACCUUCGGACGUGCGGCUUGGGAACUGCCAACGAUGGAAAUGGAAUAUCCAAAUAGCGUUGACGGAGUUAAAUACUUUGCCAGGUUCUUCCUUGAAGGACAAGUUUGUCCGAAAUUGAAACGAUUUGUCCCUUCGUUACUUUCUUCACCCGGUACUAUAAAUAAAUCUUGGGCUGAACUACUUCCAAGGACAAAAGCUAUCACGAAUGCUUUGUUAAGUAAAGAAGUAAUGUCGAAAGAAAAAUUAUUGGAAGCCUGGCAGGAAGACAAACAUUUUCUUUUGAACGCCUAUCAAAAAUGGUUACCAGAAUCAGCACAUUCACAAGUUGCAUUAAUUUGGCCGCCUGUAUGAAUUAUUUUUAUGUAGAAUUAAUUAUAAUAAUUAUUUUAUUUUGUAAAAAAUUUAAUAAAUUUUUUAUUAUUAUUAA